AUGGAGAAACUAAUGAGGCAAAUCAUGUUCUGUGGUUUCUUCACUAUUCUUCUUUUGCUUCUAGCCGCAUGCCCAGCAACAUGUCAAGAAGUUGAGGAUGAGAGCGAGUUCAGUUAUGUACCAGGCAGCGAUAAUGGACCGGAGCGCUGGGGAGAGAUUCAUCCAGAAUGGAGCAUGUGUAACAAUGGAACCAUGCAGUCUCCUAUUGAUCUGCUGAAUGAGAGAGUUGAGAUAGUUUCUCACUUGGGAAGACUUAAGAGGGAUUACAAACCCUCUAAUGCAACUCUUAUAAAUAGAGGCCAUGAUAUGAUGUUGAGAUGGGAAAAUGGUGGAGGACAUAUCUACAUAAAUGGAACUCAAUAUACACUCAACCAAUGCCAUUGGCACUCACCUUCUGAACACACCAUCAAUGGCCGGAGCUAUGAUUUAGAAGUUCACUUAGUUCAUCAGAGCGCGAACGGUAGGACUGCUGUGUUUGGAAUUAUGUAUAAGAUUGGACGGCCUGAUUCCUUUUUGUCGAUGAUGGGGAAAGAUUUAAAAGCCCUUGCUGAUAUCAGAGGAUUAGAGAGGGUGGUGGGUACAAUUGACCCGAGGCAAAUAAAGUUGGGGAGCAGAAAGUAUUACAGGUACAUUGGAUCCCUUACAACUCCUCCCUGCACUCAAAACAUUGCCUGGACCAUGCUGAGAAAGGUCAGAACUGCUAGCAGACAACAAGUAAAACUAAUUCGUCAAGCUGUUCACGACAGUAGAAUGACCGGUAUAAAGAAAUAUAGGCCAAAAGUUGUGGAUACCAGUGAAAAAAUGAAGAGGAAGAAAAGCUGUAAUGAUCCUCCCUCUUCCUCCUCGAAGAAGAAAUGUAAUCAUCCUUCCUCCAUUUAUCCCAUUGUUGAUUCCACCUCCACCAAUCCCACCUCCUUCAAUCCAGUUGAUCCCACUGUUAAUCAUCCACCAAGUUCAUCCAACCCCAUAUGUAAUAAGGAAACAUCUUUCUUCAACAAACAUUGCAAACAGUCGUAUGAGAACUACAUUAAUUAUAGGCAUUUGUUUUUGGAAAGGGGUGUUUUACUAGAUCAAUUAAAAGAGAUUAUGGAGGAUUGUGGAGUUGUGAUUCACUCAAGAGACACUUAUUCCACUCCCAUGAAUCCAAUUUAUGGUGGGACAAUAAAGAAAAGUUUGGGACAAGGGAAGAAGAAUAAAACUCAGCAAUCGCAGCCACAAGUCGAGAAUGAAGUUGAAGCUAAGGAUGAUGAAGCCCAAACCCAGGAUGUCCCAAAUUCUUCCACAGCUGGUCUUCCUAUUGAUGCAUUGCAGGUAUAUGGAAUGUUGCUGGUACGAUUGAGCAGAAAGAGGGAGGAAUCUGAAAAUUCUCAAAAUGAAAUAAAGGAGUCUCUGAAGAUGAUGGAUUNUGUUGUUGGUACGAUUGAGCAGAAAGAGGGAGGAAUCUAA
Molecule: messenger RNA, 1446 nt
Organism: Ilex paraguariensis (yerba mate)
Lineage: Eukaryota; Viridiplantae; Streptophyta; Magnoliopsida; Aquifoliales; Aquifoliaceae
Source: the annotation of a GenBank genome assembly